UAAAGAGAUAUAAAGAGAGUGAAUGAGGUAAUAGACAUUUCUGCUUUGCAUUCUUAUUUACGUAGUGUAAUAAUCCGCGAAAAUCGGCAGCAACGAUGGAUAUAUUCGGAUUAACAGAGAUUGGUACGACUUUCGUUCUUGGAGUUUUGCUUAUCAUAACCAUUUAUCUAUUUGGGAGAAGAAGAUAUUCACUUUUCAAAGAACUCGGUAUUCCUGGUCCCGAACCUGUUUGCUACUUAGGAAACAUGAUAGAAUUAAAGAAACGAGGAUUUUGUUAUGCACCUAAAUACUGGAGAGAAGUCUAUGGAGACACAUACGGUGUAUUUUUAGGAGCAAACCCAAAUUUAGUCACAUCUGAUCCUGAAAUAAUCCAAGAAGUUUUAGUCAAAAGAUUUUCAAACUUUACCAACCGAACUCCUUUCGUUGGAGAUAUAAUUAGUAAACUGGCAAUUACAGAAGCUAGAGACGAUCACUGGAAAUACCUGCGCACGGUUUUGGCUCCUUCUUAUACCUCCCAUCAAAUGAGAGGGAUGAACACAAUGAUACAAACAUGUGCUGAUAAUUUGGUGGAAAAUAUCGGAAAAUUUGCGGAGAGUAAAGAAAUAUGUGAUGUUAAAACGUUGUUCUCUGCUUACACUAUAGAUGUCAUAGCGGCCACUGGAUUCGGAAUAAUGGUGGACUCACAGAAAAAUCCUAAUGAUUCAAUGGUUAAGAAUCUGAAGGAGAUGCUGAAGAUCAGUUUCUUUACUCCAAUGAUCUUUUUACCACUUAUUUUACCGUUUACACGGAAGAUAAUAGAAACAUUACUAAGCUUAAACCUUCGAGGUCCAGAUUUCACCAGGAAAUUUUGUACACAAUUGAUUCACGAACGAAAGAAAAGUCAUAUGAUCAAUGGUGCACAAAACAACCUUUUAGAUCUCAUGAUAAAGGCUCAGCUAAAGGGGCAUGAGAAACUGGACCCAGAGGAAGAGAAAGAACUCCAUUUGGAAAAUAUAACUGACUGGAGAACUAAAAGAGGAAUCACUGAUGAUGAAAUCUUGGCUCAGUGUGGAUUAAUUUUAAUUGCUGGUUACGAGACUACAGCUUCUACUCUCACCUUCUUCUUGCAUUUAAUGUCAGUUCACCCAGAAUCACAGCAAAAAAUAUACGAAGAGAUUGAAGAUGUUCUGGGAGAGGAUUUGCCUAAUUACGAGAAUGUUCAGAAGUUACCUUACCUUGAGAUGUGUUUGAAUGAGACAUUAAGGCUGUAUCCCAUAGGAACUGCACUGGAUCGUCAGUGUAAAAACACAUGCACAAUAAACGGUGUAAAGAUUCCCGAAGGUAUAACUGUCAAGGUCGGUGUCUAUGGUCUGCACUAUGAUCCGAAAUACUGGCCUGAACCAGAAAAAUUUAUUCCAGAAAGAUUCAGCGAAAAAGGAAAAACUGAGCAAACGCCAUUCACCUUCUUACCAUUUGGUGGAGGACCAAGGAUUUGUCUUGGAAUGAGACUGGCCAAGCUGGAGUUCAAGAUAGCAGUUGUACAAGUUAUUCGUAAAUUCAAAAUUCUUCCUACGGAGAAAACUGAGGACCCACCUGUCUUAAGUGACAACUUCUUUCUGUCUGCUAAAAGUGGAAUCUGGGCGAAGUUUGAACGAAGAUAAACUAUUUUAACUGCUUGAGUGUCACGAAAUCGAUUUGCAAAUCUAUACACCAAUUAAUUACAGAAAGAAAAUUUAAUGUGACGAAAGAAAAAAAUCCGUUACCUUUUAUUCCUCUCGGUUAUUAGAUUGCAGAUAUGCUGAGGCCCUGUCAUGACCGGUUUAGUCGAACAAAUCGACCCUAGUAAUAUAUUGUUUUUAAGUCUGAUGUUUACUUUAUCCGUUUUUCUUGACGAACUGCUAAAUUGCCGCUAUGUAACCUAACCAAUGCUGGUUGUCAAGUGAUGAUGGAGAGACAUACAUACAUACAUACUACAUACAUACAUACAUACAUACAUAAAAACACACACACCACACACACACAAGCACACACACAUAACGGGAGAUCAUGUAGUUCCCACCUACUGCAUUUUCUCAUAGGGCAUUGGUCGGUCAGGGACUAUAUUAGAAGACGCCCCAAAUGCCAUGCAAUGGAACAGACUCUGAAACCACUUGGACGCAAAGCAAAACUUUUUUCUACUACACAGCCAUUUCUGUACACUAUUUAUGUAAUCAUAUUUGAAAUAAACCGCUUCAUUAUUUCCUCCAACUACAA
Octopus sinensis (East Asian common octopus) is the source of this 2232-nucleotide messenger RNA. RefSeq names its product cytochrome P450 3A4. Bases 96 to 1640 code for a protein of 514 amino acids. Gene Ontology annotation, molecular function: heme binding; iron ion binding; oxidoreductase activity, acting on paired donors, with incorporation or reduction of molecular oxygen. The transcript is spliced from 14 exons. NCBI's taxonomy places the organism in Eukaryota, Metazoa, Mollusca, Cephalopoda, Octopoda, Octopodidae. The record is from RefSeq and is a predicted model, not a curated record.